Messenger RNA from Musca domestica (house fly), 978 nucleotides. Its product is annotated as probable chitinase 10. The record is from RefSeq and is a predicted model, not a curated record. NCBI's taxonomy places the organism in Eukaryota, Metazoa, Arthropoda, Insecta, Diptera, Muscidae. The coding region runs from base 16 to 963 and encodes 315 amino acids. Gene Ontology annotation, molecular function: chitin binding. The transcript has 3 exons. Gene Ontology annotation, cellular component: extracellular region.
CUAAAGAUUUCGUUUAUGACAUUGAGGAAAUUAAAAACCACAAAUUCCCAUUUGCCUUUUGCAAAAAUCUAUAAAAAGAGACUACAUGAAUGUGUCAAUGUCAAAACAAAGCUGGAGUGGAGUACGAAUUAUAACAUGAAAUAUUUGAUUUAUACCUCUUUACUCCUGGCUGCUGGCCUCACUUUGACCAGGGCCGAUAGUGUCAAUGUGUGUUCCGGUGUAGCUGACAACAUUUUCUUGCCGGUUUUGGGCAAUUGCUCGGAAUAUUAUGUGUGUAUGGAUGAGACACCUGUCAAGAGAAGUUGUGUAGAGGGUUAUUUGUUCGAUUCUCGCGUCCAAUCGUGUACCCUUCCCGCCGAUGCCCAAUGUAUACAAAACUGCACAACAGCAUUGUCAUCGUUCUGUUAUGAUCGCACCUGUACAAAGUAUGUCCUUUGCUAUGCCGGUACACCAGUGGUGCGAGAAUGCUGCGAUGGCCUACAGUACAAUGCCGAAACGGAUCGUUGUGAUUUCCCACAAUAUGUAGAUUGUGUGGACAACAUGUGUACCAUCUUCAAUGAUCCCACAAAUAUUACAUUCUUGGCCAGCAAAGCCUAUUGUGAUAAGUAUUAUGUGUGCGUAGAUGGUCAGGCAAAUGCUCGUAACUGUUCGAAUGGUCUGCAAUUUAAUACGGAAUGUGAUUGCUGUGAUUUCCCAUCCAAAGUUAAUUGCACGAUUUCCACGCUCCAACGUAACAUCAAACCCUUUGCCAAGAGUCCACCCAAAGCUGCCGACAUCAAAUGCCCCUCGGAAGGCAGUCACUUUUAUCCCCACAUCAAUCCUGAAAAAUACUAUUUCUGUUUGAAUGGCCGCGGUGUUAUAUUGGAAUGUACCCCUGGAUUAGUGUACGAUAAAUUUAUGGAGACUUGUCGUGAACCGUCCAAUAUUGGAAAGGAAAAUCUAUUUAGAAUUGCAAAACAUUAAUAUCGAAAAUUUAAA